Molecule: messenger RNA, 2181 nt
Organism: Leptidea sinapis
Lineage: Eukaryota; Metazoa; Arthropoda; Insecta; Lepidoptera; Pieridae
Exons: 2
Coding region: 1139-1798 (219 amino acids)
Biological process (GO): regulation of transcription by RNA polymerase II
Cellular component (GO): nucleus; transcription regulator complex
Source: RefSeq, a predicted model, not a curated record
AGUUUUCCCUGUGGGAUUUAUCAAUACGCUUUGUGUUGUGAAUUAUUUUAUAUUAAUUUUUUUCGUAAUAAACCAAACGCGACGCCUUGGUUGCAUGCUCGCUCAAGCCAGCAGUACGCCCGUGACCACUGUCAAAGAAGGUAAUGUGUCGCGUAUUACGUAAGAUUUUAGCAAACAAGUACAAAGCGGGAAUCAUAGUAAAAAAAUAAUGAUGAUGCGACAGCGUAUUUGUUGAAAUAUAUAGGUAAAUGUAAGUCGGAAAGUAGUAAAAUACCGUAUCCGAGGUCCUCGACACCCUCGAGAACCUCGGAUACGGUAUCCAUAUUGCUGAAAUCAUAAUUUUGUGCGGCGGCCAUCAUGGAUUUCAAAUAUGAUCACACAAUCGUUAUCUGCACCCUCGAGAACCUCGGACACGAUAUCCAUAUUGCUUAAAUCAUAAUUUUGUGCGGCGGCCAUCUUGGAUUUCAAAUAUGAUCACACAAUCGUUCUCUGCACCCUCGAAAACCUCGGACACGAUAUCCAUAUUGCUGAAAUCAUAAUUUUGUGCGGCGGCCAUCUUGGAUUUCAAAAAUGAUUCCAAAUUCGUUCUCUGCACCCUCGAGAACCUCGGAUACGAUACCCAUAUUGUUGAAAUCAUAAUUUUGCGCGGCGGCCAUCUUGGAUUUCAAAAAUGAUCUCAAAUUCGUUCUCUGCACCCUCGAGAACCUCGGAUAAGAUACCCAUAUUGUUGAAAUCAUAUAUUUGCGCGGCGGCCAUCUUGGAUUUCAAAAAUGAUCCCAAAUUAGUUCUCUGCACCUUCGAGAAUCUCGGAUACGAUUUCCAUAAUGUUGAAAUCAUAAUUUUGCGCGUAAUAUAACAUUUCUCUCAUACGUCGAUAAAAAAUAUUUACUUCGAAAAUGCAUAAAAAAUAUUAUCACAGUAAUUUCGUACUCUAGCUUAACUGUAAGUUUUAAAAAAUAUUACGCGGUCCUUCUGGGUCGGCGGUCGUUGACCCGCAUCGCUCGGUUCGUUCUCAGCCAUGCUCGACGCCCGUAUCCAUGCGUACCUAUCGAAUCUAACGUUCGCGCAAUUUUUACCUAAAGUGCCCCCGCGCAUUAGGCGGCCAGGUCGCUGCGGCCAACUAUUUCUUCGGUGACAUAUGCAAGUGCGCGCACUAGGCGACCAGCGGCCAGCGACCACGUACUGGCCGCGCGGCCAGCAGAAACAUCGCGACUCAACACGCGGCCAGUUAGCCGCCGCGACCAACGAGAUUCACCAUUUGAGAUCAGUGUGCGCGCACUUGUCGCAGCGGCCACACGUGUUUUGUGAAUACAGGAUGUUCGAUACGGAGCGAUUCAUUAUCGAAAUUCAAAACAGAGAAGCUCUAUGGAAUCAGUCGUCGGAUGAUUAUUCGAAUAAAAAUUUAAAAAGGCAAUUAUGGUUGGAGCUGACUGAUAUAUUUGGUGGGGAAAAUUUGGAAGAAAAAGAAAAAGGAGAACUUGGGUUAAGUCUUCAAAUGAAAUGGAAAAAUAUAAGAGACACUUUUACGAGAGAGUUAAGAAGACUCAAGGGCGCCAAAAGCGGUUCAGCUGCUAAGCGUAAAUCAGCUUAUAUUUACUUUGAUCAAUUACAAUUUUUAAUGCCAACCUUAGAAAUUAAUGAGACCAGUGCAAGUUUAUCAGAAACGACGCCGGAAGAAAACGAUAAUCAAACAAAUGAGUUGACUGAUACUCCUGAAAAUACUCGCAAAAAACAAAGAAAAAUACUGACAGCGAAGACUGCACUUCACGACAAGUGGAUAAGCUUACAGCAGUGUUAGAGCAGAGCAUUAAAGCUCGACAAGGAGAUAAACAAAUACCAGAACUAUUAAAAUCAAAAGCAUAAAUUGAAUUGAUUCAGGUUAUAGAUAAAUAUAAAUGCAAUCCUCAAUUUACUGGCUAUGGAUUUCCAAAUACUUCUUUUGAACAUAGUCAAGGUCAUACAGGCUAUUACACCCGGCCAAGAACGGAAAAUUACUCUCAACCAAAUCCAUCUACAUUGGAAUAUUCCCAAAGUAUAUAUCAACGUCAAGAAAGUCAACCUCGUCCAUCUUCUUCCUACUCCACAGCUUCUAGCGACCUUACUUUCCCUCACUCAAAUGAAUCUGAAGCUUCGGGUUUCAUUGAACUGUUUCCGAAUGAUUAAAUGUUUUGGAUUGUUUUA